This is a messenger RNA of Patella vulgata (common limpet), 2772 nucleotides long. RefSeq names its product MAM and LDL-receptor class A domain-containing protein 1-like. Lineage: Eukaryota; Metazoa; Mollusca; Gastropoda; Patellidae. The transcript is spliced from 19 exons. Bases 1 to 2772 code for a protein of 923 amino acids. The record is from RefSeq and is a predicted model, not a curated record. Gene Ontology annotation, molecular function: protein binding. Gene Ontology annotation, cellular component: membrane.
AUGUUUGCUGCUGUUUUGGAAGUACAAAUAGCUAUAGAUGGUGUAGAAGGUACAGGAUAUCGUGGUGAUAUUAGUAUUGAUUAUAUUUUUGACUGUAUAGCUAUAGAUGGUGUAGAAGGUACAGGAUAUCGUGGUGAUAUUAGUAUUGAUGAUCUUAGUAUAACACCAGUUGGCUGUGUAAUAGUACCUAAUUAUGCUGACCCUUCAGAAAGUGGUGUAGGAAAUGCUGACUGUGCGUUUGAUGAUAAUACCAUCUGUGAAUGGAAGCAGAGCAAGACUGAUAAAUUUGAUUGGACAGUUAAUGGAAAUAAAACAGCAUCACAAGGAACCGGACCCAUGUCUGAUCAUUCAGGAAUGGGUUACUACAUCUAUCUAGAGGCAUCUAGUCCUAGAAUAUUAAAUGAUACUGCUGUUAUUAUGUCACCAUAUAUAUCACCCAGUGACUCCAACCUACAAUGUCUUAACUUCUGGUAUCACAUGUAUGGACCACAUAUUGGAACACUAAAUAUCUACACUAAUGUAUUCGGUAAUAAAAGGCUGAUAUGGACUAGAACUGGAACUCAGGCCAAUGCAUGGAAACAAGCUCAACUUACUAUCAAUAGUACCACUAACUAUCAGGUAAUUAUUGAGGGUGUUGUAGGAAAGGGAUGGUUAGGUGAUAUUUCUCUAGAUGAUAUUAAAAUAGAUGGCAAUAGUUGUAAUCCUUCCAAGAUAUGCGAUUUUGAAACCGAUUUCUGCUCAUACACUCAAGAUACAACCGACGAUUUUGAUUGGACACUUUCAAGGUAUAGUACAACAAGUGCAAGUACUGGUCCUUCAGGUGAUCAUACAGAUGGAACUAGAACAGGACAUUACAUCUACAUUGAAGCAUCAUCACCAAGAAAUACCAAUGAUAAAGCUAGAUUAUUAUCACCUAUGUAUUCUCAAAGUGGUAAAGAAUGUUUACAAUUUUAUUAUAAUAUGUAUGGUAGUACCAUGGGAACAUUGAAUGUGUAUGUCCGAUCUAAAGGACAGACUGGACAAGCCGUAUGGACAUUAUCUGGUAAUCAAGGUAAAGCAUGGAUCAAAUCCCAAGUGACAGUUUCAGCCGUAUCCUCAACAUAUCAGAUCGAGUUUGAAGGUGUUCGAGGUUCAAACUAUUAUAGUGAUAUAGCUUUAGAUGAUAUCAGUAUCAUACCAGAUGAGUGUCAAAAACCUGCUCAAUGUACCUUUGAACGAGGUCUGUGUGGUUAUAAGAAUAUACAGGGAGAUGAUUUUGAUUGGACACGAGGCCAUGGUGCUACAACAAGCUCUUUUACAGGACCGCAAGUUGAUCAUACCACAUCCUCUACAAAUGGUUAUUAUAUGUAUGUUGAGGCUAGUAGUCCAAUAAAAACAGGAGAUAAAGCCUGGUUAAUGAGCGAAGAAUUGAAAGCUACCAGUGGAUCAUGUUUACAAUUCUGGUAUAAUAUGUAUGGUGCAGGUACUGGUAGUUUAAAUGUUUAUACAGUUUCUGGAACAGCUACACCUGAUUUAGUCUUCAAUCAAACAGGAAAUAAGGGUAAUCGAUGGUAUGAAGCAUCAGUAGAUAUUAUUAGUUCUGCCGGUUAUCAGAUUCGUUUUGAAGGUGUUAAAGGUCCAAGUUAUACAAGCGAUAUUGGUUUAGAUGAUGUUGACGUUACAAUUGGUGUUUGCUCCAGUCACCCACUGACUUUGACACCAGCAGUCACGACACCUCAACCCACUCCAGCUACCUUAUUGGGAUGUGAUUUUGAAAGUGGCAAUCUUUGUAAUUUUGUGCAAGAUAAAACAGAUGCAUUUGAUUGGAGAAUGAACUCUGGUCAAACAGGAAGUGCAAGCACUGGACCAACUUUUGAUCACACAUUACAGAAUAACCGAGCUUUCUGUGAUUUUGAAGAUGCUUUCUUAUGUGGAUAUAGUCAGGAUAAUACUGAUAAUUUUGAUUGGACAAGACAAUCUGAAGGAACUUCAUCUACCGGAACUGGUCCAGAUAAUGAUCAUACAUACGGUACUAGAGAAGGAUUUUAUGCCUACAUCGAAUCCAGUAGACCCAACAAACCAGGAGAUAUAGCUACUCUACAAUCUCAGAUUAUUCCACUAGAUAGUACUGCUCCUAGCUACUGUUUAAAUUUUUGGUAUAACAUGCAUGGUGACUCUAUCGGCAGUUUAAACGCUAGUGUAUACUUCAGUCAAGGCGUUCAACAGACGAUUUUCAGUAAAACCGGAGAUCAAGGCGAUAAUACAUGGAAGUUAGGACUGGCACCAAUUGAUGAUCCUUAUGAUUCCUUCAGUUUGAAAAUAACAGCAUCUGUUGGAAAUGGUAUCCAUGGAGAUAUAGCUAUAGAUGAUAUCAGCUUGGUGGCUAAAGAUUGUGCUGCUGUUUUGAAGAGUAAUAAUCAGACAUUCAAUUGUCAAGAUUCUGCCAAUACAACCAUACCCAUGAACAAAAAGUGUGAUUUUGUCAGAGAUUGUCCAAACUUGAAAGAUGAACUUGUCUGUGGAAACUGUGAUUUUGAAACUGGAUAUUGUGGUUGGACAGAUGACAGUAAAGGAAAUUUCCAGUGGUCUCUUGGAAAAAAUCAAACCCAGACACAAAAUACAGGACCACCAUAUGAUCAUACAUUUAACAGCAACGCAGGAUCAUAUCUCUAUGUUGAUGCUAGUUUUGCAACAGUUGGUAGUAUAGCAGAGAUUUAUUCACCAACACUCGAUAUAGCUGUUGUUAUAACAGAUGGACAGGGAACAGUAAUAUUAAUAGGAUCUGUGUUUUAA